Molecule: messenger RNA, 2514 nt
Organism: Fusarium vanettenii 77-13-4
Lineage: Eukaryota; Fungi; Ascomycota; Sordariomycetes; Hypocreales; Nectriaceae
Exons: 3
Coding region: 1-2514 (837 amino acids)
Biological process (GO): mismatch repair
Cellular component (GO): mismatch repair complex
Molecular function (GO): ATP-dependent DNA damage sensor activity; ATP binding; ATP hydrolysis activity
Source: RefSeq, a predicted model, not a curated record
AUGACCAUCCGACAGCUUCCUCAGGAUGUCGUCGACAAGAUCAAGUCAUCGGUCAACAUCACCUCUUUGAAUGGGGUCGCCUGUGGUCUCCUCGCCAACUCGCUGGAUGCGGGUGCCUUCAAGGUCAACAUCUCGAUCGACUACGGCAGGGGCAAUUGCACUGUUGAAGACGACGGUUCGGGGAUUCCUCCUGAUGAGUUUAAAGAUGCGGGGGGACUAGGGAAGCUCCACCACACAUCCAAGUUCCCUUCUCGGUCUUCUAUCCAUGGGAAACAUGGCGAUUUCCUAGCAUCAUUGGCAACGUUGUCAUUGCUGUCCAUAACUUCCCACCAUCAGAGCCGUAUCUCGCACAACUCCAUCACCAUUCACAACUCCAAGGUCCUGGCCAGGCAUCUUCCGUCACCUCCUGAGUUGAGGCUUGUUAGCUUUGACCAUGGAACCCGUGUUACAGUCCGAGACCUCUUUGGGUCUAUGCCCGUUAGAGUCAAGCAGAGAGCUUCCUUGACUGAAAGACCUGUUCUCGACAAGGAAUGGUCAAAGCUUGUUCGAGAAGUCUUGGCCAUGUUGCUGGCCUGGCCAUCAGGAAUCCAUGUAUCGAUCAAAAAUACAGCCGCGCAACGUGAACUUCGAUUCCGCCCGUCAGACAAGACGGACAUCGUAUUCAAAACUUCAAGGCUACUCAUGCAAGCUUCUCUAGCCGACUCGAGUGAUAUUGAUUGUUGGGUUCCUAUCUCAGCAUCAUGCGGACCAGUCUCGGUCAAGGGCUGCAUCUGUACAAAUCCUGUUGCGACACGGCGGUCUCAGUUUAUCAGUCUGGGCAUUCACCCAAUCAUGAACGAGUUUGGCACGGACGUUCUGUAUGAAGAGAUUAACAGGGUCUUCAGCAACUCUAGCUUUGGUGUUAUUGAUGGCGAUGAGAACAAGAGACCUGAGGACUCGCCGAAGCUGGUAGGUUUCUCAAGCAAAGAGCUACGAAGUCGCAAGGCCAUUGAGCGAUGGCCCAUGUUCUACUUGAAAAUCACGAUCCCGGACUUCGAUGAUCUUGAUGGCUCUGAUCGGCUCGAGAGUCAAGGCCAGACGUUAUCAGCGAUUCUGGAUCUUUUAAAGGCGACCUGUUAUGGCUUCCUAAAAAAGCACCACUUUCGGCCUCGAAAAGUCCGACUCUCCCCUGAUGAGUCAGUAUUUUCGACAUCAAGGACACUCAGUAAAUCGAGAAAGUCGUCUAAGAAGCAGUCCGGCUCGUCUUCGAGUAGUUCAAGAGCUGGCUCUGUCACCCCUGUGCCCAGAGAUGCCUCUAGGCCGAGAGCAGAUAGUCCAUUUCAUGGAUGGCAUCGUGUUAAAGCUGGAACGGACACGGCACUCGGUGCAAACUCGAAGACGAACGACGCCCAAACAAAGCCACGAGAUCAGACUCCCACCCGUCCACUCAUUGGCGAAGGUGGGAAACUGUUGCGCAAACCUUUCGAUGAACCCUCGCCCGAGCCGGAAGAGAUCCCGACUUCUAAAGCAUCAAACACCACUGCCGCAAUGUCUGCUCUAGACGGGGAUACAACAACGUCAGCUACACAACCCCGAAAACGAAGAAAGUGGUUACAAGAGAUUCUUGACUCGUGGGAGAAUCCCGUGUUUGAAAACGUCCAGCCCGCAAUACCAUCAAUCGACGACGCAAACCUCCCCCCUGCGCCUGGGCUAUCACAUAACUGUGGGAGGAGCGGCCAUGCGAACAUCAUAUUUGACGCCGGGUCCAUGAGUCUCAGCAGCCGAAUCUCACGUCAAGCACUUACCGAAGCGACUGUGAUCUCGCAGGUCGAUCGAAAAUUCAUCCUCGUCAAACUUCCCCUGAAGGAUGCCGCACCUGGCAAGCAGAGCUCUGCUCUUGUCAUGCUUGAUCAGCACGCUGUUGAUGAGCGAUGUCGCCUAGAAGACCUCAUGACAGACUACUUUGUUCGAGAUGAAUCGACAAAACAAGUCUUGCCCACUACCGAGCCUCUUGAGCGUCCUCUUGUGUUCGAAAUACCCCUCCAGGAGCAUUCCCUUUUGGACCAGAAUCGAGACCGCUUUGCCGCUUGGGGAAUCGUGUACCAAACUCCCGCCCCGAGAUCCCCCUCACAGCCAAGAAAAGUUGUCGUCACAGCUCUCCCGCCAAGCAUCAUGGAGCGCUGUCGCCUCGAGCCCCGUCUCCUGAUUGAUCUUCUCCGCACCGAGAUAUGGCGCAGCGUUGAUGAAGACGUCCCCCUUUCGCAGCCAUCAGGCUCUGACCAUGACAAGUCGUGGGUCUCACGGUUCCACGGCUGUCCAAGGGGCGCAAUCAUGUUCAACGACGUCCUCAGCGUCGAGGAAUGCGAACAACUCGUAUCUCGUCUCUCACGCUGCGUCUUCCCCUUUCAAUGCGCUCAUGGCCGGCCGAGCAUGGCGCCUCUGGUUGACCUUGGAGCUGGAGCCAAGUUUGGCGGGUGGUCGGAGAGGGAGAACCAGGCCGAAGUACAAUGGAAGAGCUGGAUUGAGGAGUCAUGA